This is a messenger RNA of Closterium sp. NIES-65, 1095 nucleotides long. NCBI's taxonomy places the organism in Eukaryota, Viridiplantae, Streptophyta, Zygnematophyceae, Desmidiales, Closteriaceae. The record is from the annotation of a GenBank genome assembly.
AUGGCGCUCUCGCGCUAUCUCCUGCUGCUCGUCGUAUUCGCCGUCGCCCUCGCCGCGCAUCUCGCCAUCGGCGCUUCCGCCCUCCUCGGCGUCGGAGAGCCCACCUCGCAGCGCGCUCCAGACGACGCCAGCAAGUCUUCCCUGUCAAUGCUGCCAGCGCGCGCUCUUUCCCGCCGCGCGCUCAAGGACGGCGCGACAACGGCGGAUUUGGACUCUCCGUUGCAGGUCACUGAAACGGACAGCGAGAGCGAUAGUAUCGAGGAGAGCGAUUCGGAGGAUGUCGCGUUUGACGGUGGAGCGGCGAAAAUCGGCGGAGACGCCCGCAGAGGCCUCCGGCGGCAGCCGCGGAUCAACAACAACAUGAAGAAGCACGGGGAAGACCUGGCGAGAAAGGGAGCCGAAAAGGCGGCGAAAAAAGCGCUGGAAUAUGGGGCGAAGAAAGCUCUGUCGUCCGCUGGCGGGUCUGCAGUGGGCGGAAUCUUGUCAAUCGUGGGGGCGGGAGACGGGCCUACCAUGAUGGGUAAGAUCGGCGCGGACAUUGAAAAAACCGGCAAGGUUGGACGCGUUAUCGGAAAGGUGAUGCAGAACAAGUACUUCAACGCCGUUGUGAAUACCGUGGCCCCCAAGCCACUGAUGGCGGGGCUGAAUAUGGCGGCGGAGCACUACGAUGAUAUCAAGAGGGAAGGGGAGAAAGCCGGAAAGGCUGUCGGGAAAGAGUUGAACAAGGCGGGGAACGCUGUAAAGAAUGGGGUGAACAAGGCUGGGAGGGAUGUAAAGAAUGGGGUGAACAAGGCUGGGAGGGAUGUAAAGAAUGGGGUGAACAAGGCUGGGAGGGAUGUAAAGAAUGGGGUGAACAGGGCUGGGAAUGAUAUCAAGAAUGGGGUGAACAGGGCUGGGAAUGAUAUCAAGAAUGGGGUGAACAAGGCAGGGAACGCAGUAAAGAAUGAGGUGAACAAGGCAGGGAACGCAGUAAAGAAUGAGGUGAAGAAGGCGGGGAACGCAGUAAAGAAUGAGGUGAACAAGGCAGGUAGAGCGGUUGGGGAUGCUGCUAAGAAGGCCUGGGGUGGGUUCACUGGCCUUUUCAGGAGAAAGUAG